AGCUGAACCCACGCUCCGUGUUUUUCCACGAGAAUAUUUGCCGAUUGUUUAGCAGUAUCUAAUUAUUUUUAGGAAAUGGGUCUUAUUAAUCGUUUGACAAAUAUUGUUCAACGUCUUGAUCAUAUUAUUCCCAUGAUCCUCGGUAGACACCCUCCUCCAGAUCAAAUGUGUUGUCUUGCGACAUUCGAGGGAUACCAUGCCCCAGUUCCAUCGAAACAGUUUUCUGUAAAAGACUUUAUUGGUGACGGUAUUCUCUGGGGAGUUCCGAAGCAUAGAAAAACUAUUGAAAAACGUUUGAAAAAUAGAUAUGGCACUCCUGGUCUCUCCUCUAAAAUGAUUCCUGAAAAAACACAUUUGAGAGUUUGUAAUAGCUGCGGAAAUCAUUACGAAGUUGGUGUCUUGUGCCCUACAUGUUAUGAAAAUAUUCGAAAGGAGACAGAAAUUAUGCAGGAAAAAAUAAAGCAAGAAUUAAAGAUGAGUCCUGUAGAAAAUGAAGUGGUUGUGCUGUAUGAUGGAGAAAAGGCAGAACAGCCUGAUGAAUUUUGGAGAGGAAAGAGAAUCAUUGAAAUGGAAAAGCCGAGACCAAAAUGGUUCAGUAAAAAUUUGAUGCAGAAAUCAACUCAAAAACCUGCUACAACUGCCGCUGUAAAACCCGACGAAUUAUGUUAAAACAGAAUCAAUAGCAGUAAAUAACACUUAAAUUACUAGCUAAAAGUAGAUUUAUUUGCAGAAAAUAAUAAUAAUAAUAAAAAUAAUAAUAAUAAUAA
This is a messenger RNA of Culicoides brevitarsis, 767 nucleotides long. It is a transcript of the gene mRpL32, whose product is annotated as large ribosomal subunit protein bL32m. Lineage: Eukaryota; Metazoa; Arthropoda; Insecta; Diptera; Ceratopogonidae. Gene Ontology annotation, biological process: translation. The transcript is spliced from 2 exons. Bases 76 to 669 code for a protein of 197 amino acids. Gene Ontology annotation, molecular function: structural constituent of ribosome. Gene Ontology annotation, cellular component: mitochondrial large ribosomal subunit. The record is from RefSeq and is a predicted model, not a curated record.